Molecule: messenger RNA, 1676 nt
Organism: Betta splendens (Siamese fighting fish)
Lineage: Eukaryota; Metazoa; Chordata; Actinopteri; Anabantiformes; Osphronemidae
Gene: oxa1l
Product: OXA1L mitochondrial inner membrane protein
Exons: 11
Coding region: 47-1561 (504 amino acids)
Biological process (GO): mitochondrial respiratory chain complex IV assembly; protein insertion into mitochondrial inner membrane from matrix
Cellular component (GO): mitochondrial inner membrane
Molecular function (GO): membrane insertase activity
Source: RefSeq, a predicted model, not a curated record
CAUUUGUCUCCUCGCGCUUCCCGUAGCAGGUCAGCUCCUCGCCAACAUGGCUGCCAUCAGGAGCGGGGUGACACCGAGGUGGUUAGCACGAAGUUUCCUAAGACAGACGGGAAAACCGAGCCGAGGCAGUCACCAGCUUUCAGACAUUUGGAACCAGCGUUUGCUUCAGAGAUCCCAACUUCACACAGUGUUUGAGAGCCACACUCCUGCCACCAGGACUCUGCUGGGCCGCAGACAUCAUGGGAAGUUCAUUUGGGUGAAUGCUAUGGCAGCCAGACAUAACAGCUCACAGAUCCUUCCUGAGGAUGGUUCCAUAGCUUCGGUGGUGAAAUCAUCAUCUGCGUCUCUGGCUGCUGAUCCAACCCCUAUCAUCACACAACCAAUCACUGAUCAGAUCUCCGUUGAAACCAUUUCAGCUGCAGCAUCAGUUCUAAACAGUUCUGCUCCUCCUCCGCUUUUGGAUUCCUCCCCAGAGCUCUUGUCUGCUGACCCUGCUACAGUUAUAACACAGCCAAUCAUUGAGCAGGUGGCUGAUGUUGCACCUACCGCAGUAGAGGUUCUUCAGGCUGUGACUGCAGAACCCAGUCUAGCAGAGCUCGGACUUGCUGGUUACACACCAGUAGGACUGAUCCAAAACUUGUUAGAGUUCAUGCACAUCGAUCUUGGUUUGCCCUGGUGGGGGGCCAUCGUUGCAGGAACGGUGAUUGCUCGUUUAGCUGUGUUUCCAGUCAUUGUGAAGGGUCAGAGGGAGGCAGCCAAGCUGAACAACGUGCUGCCUGCCAUGACCAAACUUACCAACAAGAUGAAUGAGGCCAAACAGAGCGGAAACAAAUUUGAGUUUGCUCAAGCCUACUCUGAGCUGAACCUGUUCCAGAAGAAGCAUGAUGUGAAUCCUCUCAGAGGCUUCCUAGUACCUUUGGUACAGGCACCAGUUUUCAUCUCCUUCUUCAUCGCCCUGAGGAAGAUGGCCUACCUGCCGGUGCCCAGCAUGCAGACAGGAGGCACGCUCUGGUUUCUAGACCUAACGGCAUCAGAUCCCUUUUAUAUUUUACCUCUGGCCGUCACUGGAACCAUGUUCUGCAUUCUGGAGUUGGGAGCCGAGUCGGGUGUUGACAACCCAAAUCUGCGGGCAAUGAAGACUGUGUUUCGAAUCAUGCCCCUAGUCAUCCUCCCACUAACCAUCAACUUCCCCACGGCAGUGUUUACCUACUGGAUGACCUCCAACUGCUUCUCUCUGGGUCAAGUCGCUCUGCUCAGACAUCCUCUGGUCAGAAAAAAACUAGGAAUCCCAGACAGGAUCAAUCAUCCGAGCUCUGCCCUGCCCCAAAAUGAGGGCUUCAUCGCAAGCAUGAAGAAGGGAUGGAAAAAUGCUCAACUGGCUAGUCAGCUGGAAGAAAGAGAGCGAAGGAUCAAAGGUCACCUGGACCUUGCAGCUAAAGGUCCACUGAGGCAAACCUUUACCCACAACCCCUUACAUCAGACGCCUCCUGUGGGUGCAGCACAAGGUAAAGACAAGACAGCCGGUGGGAAAUUGAGGCCCUGGAAGGACACAAUUGUAUAGACGGCUUCAUCCUAAAAUGAGCUGUGUAUAUAUUUAUGGAGCAGAUUCUCUGGGUCUGAGAGUUGUGGUAAUGUUUUAUUCUAAUUAAAAUUUAAACUUUGCCUCACAACUAUCA